AGGAAACAACCGAUUUUUACUUGAGUGAAAAAACAUUUAUGAGAAAUAUGUUUAUAUUUUGUUUCGUCUAGUAUAUUCCAGUUUGUGCAGCAGCAAUUACAUUAGAAAUAAGAUAUGUUUUAUUGUCUGUGGUUUUAAGGUUUUAUGAAGUAAUCAACCACGUGUUAACAAUUUUAGCAAUAUACGACGUAGCAAUAUAACAAAUUCAGCAAAGCUGAAAUUUUUCUUCUAACAAAGGAUGUCUUUCGAUGAAAAGUAUGACUCUCUGGAAGAACUAGGAAAAGGUGCAUUUGGAAUAGUUAAAAAAUGCAGAAACAAAAUGUCAGGUCAAUUUGUAGCUGCAAAAUUUGUUCGAAAAACGCAAAAAUCCAAAAUGGAGUUCUCAAGGGAAGUUGAUAUAAUGAAUAAACUGUGUCAUGAUAAAAUAAUACAGUUCAUUGAGUCAUUUGAGAGCGAAAAAUAUCUUAUAAUAGUUAUGGAGUUAGUUGAUGGGAAAGAGCUAUUUGAAAAGGUACUGGAGGAUGACUUUCAGCUUUCUGAAAAAAAGGUUGCCGAGUGUAUACGACAGAUUUUAAUUGCUUUGAAUCACAUGCAUGAGAAAAAUAUUGUUCAUCUUGAUUUAAAACCUGAAAAUAUACUUUGCUAUGACUCAAAAAUUCAAUUGACUAUUCAAAAUGCAGACAAUACUAGUGAAGAAGUAAAAAUAAUUGAUUUUGGAUCAUCUCGUGAGCUUCGAAAAGGCAUACAAGAAUCUGUGUUAUGCGGGACACCUGAAUACGUAGCUCCUGAAGUAAUUGCGUAUGAUCCGAUAUCUUUAAAAACAGAUAUAUGGUCUGUAGGAGUGAUAACAUAUGUUUUAUUAAGCGGCAAUUCGCCUUUUUUGGGCGAUACCGAUGUUGAAACUAUGUCUAAUGUGACUGAAGGAAAAAUUGAUUUUGAAGAAGAUUGUGAAUCAUUUGAGAGCGUCACUGAAGAUGCUAAACAGUUUAUUAUAGAUUGUUUAAAGAUUGACCCCCGAAAAAGGAUUUCCGUGAGUGAAGCAUUAAAUCAUAAAUGGCUCAAAAUGGAAACUAACAAUGAAUCGAUACGUAAUAUAGAAAAAUUAAAAACUUACGUCGCAAAAAGAAAGUGGAAGGGUGUAAUACAUGCUGUCAGAGCAGUUGGAAGGUUUGCGGCUAAAUCAACUUUACCAGAAUCUCAUUUAGCUGAGACUCAAUGUAUUCAAACUUUAUGUAGUAGAAUUGUGGAGCAGGUUUUGUAAAUUGCAAAACACUUUUUAUCUAUAUCUAAUGAUUAACGAGACGCACUUUGGAAUUUAUCACCUACGUCCUAUUGAAAUAAUGUCAUUUAAAGAUUUUUUGUAAAUCUUAUAGAACUUUACAAAUUACUUUAAUUUCAAUUUAAUUAAAUCAUUUAACACCUUUGUAUAAAAUGUUUUAAUUGCUUACACCAUGAGUGAAAUACAUAAUGGGCAUAAGUUAAUAGG
Molecule: messenger RNA, 1486 nt
Organism: Hydra vulgaris (swiftwater hydra)
Lineage: Eukaryota; Metazoa; Cnidaria; Hydrozoa; Anthoathecata; Hydridae
Product: death-associated protein kinase 2
Biological process (GO): intracellular signal transduction; positive regulation of apoptotic process; protein phosphorylation
Cellular component (GO): cytoplasm; nucleus
Molecular function (GO): protein serine/threonine kinase activity; ATP binding
Source: RefSeq, a predicted model, not a curated record